Messenger RNA from Racocetra persica, 198 nucleotides. NCBI's taxonomy places the organism in Eukaryota, Fungi, Glomeromycota, Glomeromycetes, Diversisporales, Gigasporaceae. The record is from the annotation of a GenBank genome assembly.
UUCAAGAAUAUGAAAGUCACAGAUUCUUUACGUCUCAAAGAAAGUAUUAUUAUCGAAUCGAUUCUAAACAAAUUCAAGUUAUGUCGUUAUACUAAAAAAUGUAAGAUUGAAGAAUCUGCAGCAUUUUCUCCUUCACCAGUUUCUGAGAAUAUUGAUAAUGAGAAUAUUGAAGAGGAAGAAGGCGCUUUAGAAAAUUAA